Molecule: messenger RNA, 2046 nt
Organism: Aegilops tauschii subsp. strangulata
Lineage: Eukaryota; Viridiplantae; Streptophyta; Magnoliopsida; Poales; Poaceae
Product: calmodulin calcium-dependent NAD kinase
Molecular function (GO): kinase activity; ATP binding
Source: RefSeq, a predicted model, not a curated record
CUCCAUCUCGGUCUCCGUUGCCGAUGCCCAUCCCACUCACCCGAGCGGCAUAUCGUCCCACCAAAGGUACGAGACAGACGGCAUCCACGUCCUUGGCCUUGGGCCUCGCCUGCUAUUUGCAUCCCAUUCUCCACUCACCCGACCCCGCGCGCGCGCUGCCAUUCGAUCCUCUCCUCCACUAGUCGCCAGUCGCCAUGCAGCAGCAAGAUGGGUUCGCCAGGCAGCUGCUGCUCCGCGUCGUCGCGCUGUGCCAUGGGAGUAGUAAGCUGCCGCCGCUGCCGGCUCCCCCGGCCAUGGCGGAAAUGCCGAGGGUGGAGAUGGCCGGCGACGGCCGCGUCGAGCAUCUCGAGAAGUUCUCCCACUACGUCGCUCGGCAGAUUGGGUUCGAGGACGCGAGCGAGUGCCCCCACCUGUGCAAGGCGGCCAACAACUACCUCCGGCAGACCAACAGCUGCAUGGCGGACGUGUACGGCCUCCUGGACGGCGUCCCGGACGCCGACGCGCUCUACGUCAAGUUGGUGGACGAGCUGGAGAGAUGCAUCCUCGGCUACUUCGCCUUCCACUGGGACCAUUCCACCAUUCUCGUCACCCAGGCCUUGAGCGUCGACAGCGCCAACAAAAAGAAGCUGAGGAACGUGAUUCUGGAAGCUAACAGGAAGCAACGAUUCGAGCGGAUUACGAAGGACCUGAAGGUGGCGCGGGUGUUCUCCACACUGGUGCACGAGAUGAAGGCCAUCGGCACGGUGACAGGGAUGAACGGCGAGGAGGAGGCGCACUGCACCGACGUGAUGGCCCCGGUGGCGCACAACGACCGGUCCCCGGUGCUGCUGCUGAUGGGCGGCGGCAUGGGCGCCGGCAAGAGCACCGUGCUCAAGGAGAUACUUCAAGAGCCGUUUUGGAUAGAGGCGGGGACGAACGCGCUGGUGGUUGAGGCGGACGCUUUCAAGGAGACGGACGUGAUCUACCGCGCAAUUAGCUCCAUGGGCCACCACAACGACAUGCUUCAGACAGCAGAGCUGGUGCACAAGUCGUCGACGGACGCGGCGUCGUCGCUGCUGGUGACGGCGCUGAACGAGGGGCGCGACGUGAUCCUGGACGGCACGCUCUCCUGGGAGCCCUUCGUGGAGCAGACCAUCGCCAUGGCCCGGGCCGUGCACUCCCAGCGCCACCGCAUGGGCGUGGGCUACAAGGUGGACGAGGACGGCACCAUCACCGAGAACUACUGGGAGCCCGUCCCCAACGACCAGGACUUCGUCGCCGCCAACAGGGACCGGAAGCCGUACCGGAUCGAGGUCGUCGGCGUCGUCUGCGACGCCUACCUCGCCGUCGCCAGAGGGAUCAGGAGAGCGAUCAUGACGGGGAGAGCGGUGAGGGUGAACUCGCAGCUCACGUCGCACAAGAGGUUCGCGGCGGCGUUCCAGAAGUACUGCCAGCUUGUGGACGGGGCCAAGCUCUACAGCUCCAACUCCUUGGGCUCUCCACAGCUGAUCGCGUGGAAGGGCGACAUCAACGGCAGCCUGCUGGUGGAGCCGCGCGAGAUCGACUGCCUGGACAAGGUGAGCAACCUCAACGAGGGCGCCACCUCCCUGCACGACCUCUACCCCGGCGGCGCCACCACCUGCGGCUCCCGCUCAAUCUGGGACGACAUGAUCGUCGCGCCGUCCCGCGCCACCGUCCAGCGAGAGAUCCGGGAGGCCAUCCGCUCCGUGGAGCCGACGGUGACGCCGACCGCCUUGUAGCAUCCAUCCAUGUUGUCAUGUCGAUGUUGCGGGCGCUGCUGGCCGGGUGUUCUUGGGCCUUAAUGAAUCGCGCCCAUAGUUUUGACGCGGCAGACGGGGGCGAAUUGGGGCAACUCUUUUUUUUUUAGGGUUCCAUUGUUGUGUGUGUGUUUUUUGGGGUAUAACGGUCGUUGGUACAUACACCAAUGUCUGCAGCUAGCAGUUCAGAUGAAAUGUAUGUUGCGACAUCCAUUUGAGGAUAAAUAAAUCUUGUAAUUAAUUACCUGAAGAAUGAUAUUUCUAUAUACAUAAGUCCAACUUUUAAUAA